Molecule: messenger RNA, 1616 nt
Organism: Eruca vesicaria subsp. sativa (arugula)
Lineage: Eukaryota; Viridiplantae; Streptophyta; Magnoliopsida; Brassicales; Brassicaceae
Source: the annotation of a GenBank genome assembly
GAUUUAGAAGAAGAAAAGAACAGAGUCUUCUUUCAACUUUUAGGUAGUAGGACUUAAUUGUCGAGAUAAAGAGAGAGAUAUUUGCACAGAACCAUUAAGAGGUGGUAACGAAUUACCCACAAUCUAGGAAACCCUGUUUAAAAUUCAAUUCAUCCAUCUUUUUUUUUUCUUUCUCUUUUGCUGUGUGGUUGAUUUUCCCGGGAAAAUUGGUGAAUCAUCUGUUUCCUGCGGUAGCUAAAACUUUACUUUUUUUUCUUUCUUGGUGAGGAGUCAUGGGUUUCUUGUCUACAUAGCUUCUAAUAAAGUUGUUCUCUAUUCAAAAUCUCCUGUAAUAAUCUGUCGACUUUUCACUUUUGUUCCAUUACAUAAAAAAAAAAAAGCUCAAAGCAGCUUUUAGGAUUCCAUCAAUGGAGGAAGUAUCUCCUGCGGUUGCUAUGCCCUUCAUGCCAUUCCCCGAAACUCAGAUGGAGCUCGCAGGGAUCAUGUUGGGUAAAGGCUACCGCAACGGCCAAUACUCAACUCAAGGUUCCGACAGCAACGAAAAUUCCUUGUCGGAGACUUCGUGUUCUGUUUCUGGCUCAGACAUAGUCGUUGGAGAAGAGAUCAACGGCUCGGACGAGGGAUCGAGCGAGAAGAAGAAGAUGAUAAGCAGAACAGAGAGCAGGAGUCUGUUCGAGUUCAAGAGUGUGCCUUUGUACGGUGUGACUUCGAUCUGCGGAAGAAGACCGGAGAUGGAAGAUGCUGUCUCCACGAUACCAAGAUUCCUCCAAUCUCCGACCAAUUCGAUGAUAGACGGUCGUUUUAAUCCUCAAUCAACUGCUCACUUUUUCGGUGUCUACGACGGUCACGGCGGUUCUCAGGUUGCGGACUAUUGUAGAGAGAGGAUGCAUUUGGCUUUAGCGGAGGAGAUUGCCAAGGAGAAUCCGAUGCUAUGCGAUGGUGACACGUGGCAGGAGAAGUGGAAGAGCGCUUUGUUCAACUCGUUUAUUCGCGUUGACUCGGAGAUAGAGUCAGUGGCCCCGGAGACUGUUGGGUCAACGUCGGUGGUCGCUGUUGUCUUCCCGACUCAUAUCUUCGUGGCGAGUUGUGGUGAUUCUAGAGCCGUUCUCUGCCGUGGCAAAACUGCUCUUCCUUUGUCCACUGACCACAAACCGGAUAGAGAAGAUGAAGCGGCCAGGAUUGAAGCAGCCGGAGGGAAAGUGAUCAGGUGGAACGGAGCUCGUGUCUUUGGUGUACUCGCCAUGUCAAGAUCCAUUGGCGAUAGAUACUUGAAACCGUCGAUCAUUCCUGAUCCGGAAGUAACAGCUGUGAGGAGAGUUAAAGAAGAUGACUGUCUGAUACUAGCGAGUGACGGUGUUUGGGAUGUAAUGACGGAUGAGGAAGCGUGUGAGAUGGCGCGGAAGCGGAUUCUCUUGUGGCACAAGAAGAACGCGGUGGCUGGAGAUGCGUCGUUGCUCACGGAUGAGAGGAGAGGAGAAGGGAAAGACCCCGCGGCUAUGUCGGCAGCUGAGUACUUGUCAAAACUGGCGUUACAGAGAGGAAGCAAAGACAAUAUCACUGUGGUGGUUGUUGAUUUGAAGCCUCAGAGGAAAUUCAAGAGCAAACCCUUGAAUUGA